This is a messenger RNA of Saccharomyces eubayanus, 3219 nucleotides long. RefSeq names its product isoleucine--tRNA ligase ILS1 (gene ILS1). The transcript has a single exon. The coding region runs from base 1 to 3219 and encodes 1072 amino acids. Gene Ontology annotation, molecular function: ATP binding; aminoacyl-tRNA deacylase activity; tRNA binding. The record is from RefSeq and is a predicted model, not a curated record. NCBI's taxonomy places the organism in Eukaryota, Fungi, Ascomycota, Saccharomycetes, Saccharomycetales, Saccharomycetaceae. Gene Ontology annotation, biological process: isoleucyl-tRNA aminoacylation.
AUGUCAGAGAAUAACACUCAUUUCUCAUUUCCAAAGGAGGAAGAAAAAGUUUUAGCCCUUUGGGAUGAAAUUGAUGCUUUCCACACUUCGUUGGAGCUAACAAAGGAUAAACCAGAAUUUUCUUUUUUUGAUGGACCCCCAUUUGCCACUGGUACUCCACAUUACGGUCAUAUUUUGGCCUCCACUAUUAAAGAUAUCGUUCCAAGAUAUGCUACUAUGACUGGUCACCAUGUGGAAAGAAGAUUUGGUUGGGACACUCACGGUGUUCCAAUCGAACAUAUCAUUGACAAAAAAUUAGGAAUCAAGGGUAAGGAUGAUGUCUUUAAGUAUGGUCUUGAGAACUAUAACAACGAAUGUAGAUCUAUUGUUAUGACUUAUGCUAGUGACUGGAGAAAAACCAUUGGUCGUUUGGGUCGUUGGAUUGAUUUCGACAAUGACUACAAGACUAUGUACCCAUCCUUUAUGGAAUCUACAUGGUGGGCUUUCAAGCAACUUCACGAAAAGGGCCAAGUGUACCGUGGGUUCAAAGUUAUGCCUUAUUCUACCGGGUUGACGACUCCAUUGAGUAACUUCGAAGCUCAGCAAAAUUAUAAAGAUGUCAACGAUCCAGCCGUCACUAUUGGGUUUAAUGUGGUUGGCCAAGAAAAAACUCAAUUGGUAGCCUGGACCACUACACCAUGGACUUUGCCUUCUAACUUAUCAUUAUGUGUUAACGUUGACUUCGAAUAUGUCAAGAUUUAUGAUGAAACCAGAGAUUGUUAUUUCAUUUUAAUGGAGCCUUUGAUCAAAACUUUAUAUAAGAAGCCAAAGAACGAAAAAUACAAGAUCGUUGAAAAAAUUAAGGGUUCUGAUUUAGUCGGUUUGAAGUAUGAACCAUUGUUCCCAUAUUUUGCCGAGGAAUUCGCUGAAAGAGCCUUUAAAGUUAUCGCUGAUGAUUAUGUUUCCAAUGAUUCCGGUACCGGUAUUGUUCACAAUGCUCCAGCUUUCGGUGAAGAGGAUUACAGUGCUUGUUUAAAGAACGGUAUCAUAUCUGAAGAUUCAAAGUUACCAAACCCUAUCGAUGACCUUGGUAGAUUCACCGAGGAAGUCACCGAUUUUGCCGGUAUUUACGUUAAGGAUGCUGAUAAACUGGUCAUCAAAUACCUAACUGCUUCUGGCAAUUUGUUAAUGGCUACUCAAGUUCGCCAUUCAUAUCCUUUCUGCUGGAGAUCUGACACCCCAUUACUAUACCGUUCUGUUCCAGCUUGGUUCGUUCGUGUCAAGAACAUCGUUCCAAAGAUGUUGGAGUCUGUCAUGGAAUCUCACUGGGUUCCAAACACUAUCAAGGAAAAAAGAUUCGCCAACUGGAUUGCAAAUGCUCGUGACUGGAACAUCUCCAGAAACAGAUAUUGGGGUACUCCAAUCCCAUUAUGGGUUUCCGACGAUUUCGAAGAAAUCGUUUGUGUUGGCUCUAUCAAAGAAUUGGAAGAAUUGACUGGUAUCUCCGAUAUUACAGACUUGCAUCGUGAUGUCAUUGAUAAGAUGACUAUUCCAUCUAAACAAGGCAAGGGUGACUUGAAGAGAGUCGAAGAAGUCUUUGAUUGUUGGUUCGAAUCUGGUUCCAUGCCUUACGCUUCUCAACAUUAUCCAUUUGAGAAUGUUGAAAAAUUUGAACAGAGAGUUCCAGCCAACUUCAUUUCUGAGGGUUUAGAUCAAACAAGAGGUUGGUUUUACACCUUAAGUGUCUUGGGUACCCAUCUGUUUGGCACUGUCCCUUACAAGAACGUUAUCGUUUCAGGUAUUGUUUUAGCUUCCGAUGGUAGAAAAAUGUCCAAAUCCUUGAAGAAUUACCCCGAUCCACUCAUUGUUUUAGACAAAUACGGUGCUGAUGCUCUGAGAUUGUAUUUAAUUAACUCACCUGUCUUGAAAGCCGAGAGUUUGAAAUUCAAGGAAGAAGGUGUUAAAGAAGUUGUAUCUAAAGUCCUAUUACCAUGGUGGAACUCUUUCAAAUUCUUGGACGGUCAAAUUUCCUUAUUGAAAAAGACAUCUGACAUUGAUUUCAAGUAUGAUCCUUCUGUAAAAAGUGACAACGUUAUGGACAGAUGGAUCUUGGCUUCUAUGCAAUCUCUAGUUCAAUUCAUUCAUCAAGAAAUGGGCCAAUAUAAAUUAUACACUGUUGUUCCAAAAUUAUUGAAUUUCAUUGAUGAGUUGACCAACUGGUACAUUAGAUUCAACCGUCGUCGUUUGAAGGGUGAAAAUGGUGUUGAUGACUGUCUGAAGGCUUUGAAUUCUUUGUUUGAUGCUCUCUUCACAUUUGUCCGUGCCAUGGCUCCAUUCACUCCAUUCUUAUCAGACAGUAUCUAUUUGAAAUUAAAGGAGUACAUCCCAGAAUCCGUUUUAUCAAAGUACGGUAAAGAUGGAAGAUCAGUCCAUUUCUUGUCUUACCCAGAAGUUAGAAAAGAAUACUUUGAUGAAGCCAUUGAAACCGCUGUUUCCAGAAUGCAAUCUGUUAUCGACCUAGGUAGAAACAUUCGUGAAAAGAAAACCAUUUCUUUGAAGACCCCAUUAAAGACUUUGGUCAUCUUACACAGUGAUGAAUCAUACCUGAAGGAUGUUGAAGCUUUGAAGAACUAUAUCAUCGAAGAAUUAAAUGUUCGUGAUGUUGUUAUAACCUCGGAUGAAGCCAAAUAUGGUGUUGAGUACAAAGCAGUCGCUGACUGGCCUAUUUUGGGUAAGAAAUUGAAAAAGGACGCUAAGAAGGUCAAGGACGCUUUACCAUCAGUCACUUCCGAUGAAGUACGGGAAUACUUGGAAACAGGUAAGUUAGAAGUUGCCGGUAUUAAAUUAGUUAAAGGUGACUUAAACGCCAUUAGAGGCUUACCAGAAUCUGCAGUUCAAUCUGGUCAAGAAACCAGAACCGACCAAGAAGUUCUAAUUAUAUUGGACACCAAGAUCUAUUCUGAGUUGAAGACUGAAGGUCUCGCAAGAGAACUGGUCAAUAGAAUCCAAAAGUUAAGAAAGAAGUGUGGGUUGGAAGCCACUGACGACGUUCUAGUGGAAUAUGAACUAGUUAAAGACACCAUUGACUUUGAGGCCAUCGUCAAGGAGCAUUUCGAUAUGCUAAGCAAGACUUGUAGAUCCGAUAUUGCUAAAUACGACGGAUCCAAGACGGACCCAAUUGGUGAUGAAGAACAAUCGAUUAACGACACCAUUUUCAAGCUGAAGGUGUUCAAAUUAUGA